This is a messenger RNA of Vicia villosa (hairy vetch), 3074 nucleotides long. RefSeq lists its product as uncharacterized. Gene Ontology annotation, molecular function: double-stranded DNA binding. Gene Ontology annotation, biological process: chloroplast organization; regulation of DNA-templated transcription. The transcript has 2 exons. Gene Ontology annotation, cellular component: chloroplast. Lineage: Eukaryota; Viridiplantae; Streptophyta; Magnoliopsida; Fabales; Fabaceae. Bases 118 to 1362 code for a protein of 414 amino acids. The record is from RefSeq and is a predicted model, not a curated record.
UAAUUUCAAACUCGUGGCCGUACCAGUAUUCAAUGCACCUCCGCCGAAGGCACCCAAGCUGCACCAUGAAGUCGCUAUUUUGGCCGUUCACCGCCGGGAAACAUAAAUAUUCUGUGUAUGCAUCGGAUUCCGUUUUCUCCGUCCACCGCCGGGAGGAAUAGAUUCAAGGUAACACAAAUAAUUGAAUUCAAAUUCCAUUUUCCGUUGCUUUCAGUUUUCACCAUGUUCAACUUCAUUACAUGCCGCCACAAAACCCUAAUCUACCUCAAACCCUUAACUUCUCCACAAACAUCACCAUUUUCUCUGCAUUUUUCCACCAACACUUCCGAUUCAACCUCAUUCGCAGUCUCCUACCUCAUCCACACUUUCGGUUUCUCCCCACAAUUUGCUUCCAAACUCUGCUCCACUUACAAGGUUAAAUUCAAAACCACCCAAAAACCUGAUUCAGUUCUCAACUUCUUUAGAAACCACGGUUUCUCAGAACCCCAACUACGCGAUUUGAUUGCAAAGGGACCCUAUCUCCUUUCCUGCAACCCAUCCAAAACGGUGUUGCCAAAGUUUCAAUUUUUUCUCUCCAAAGGCGCCUCUUACUCCGACAUUGUUAAACUUGUCACUAAAACACCCCGUGUUUUAUCUCCAAGCCUCAAGAAUCAAAUUGUCCCAACCUAUGAAUUGACACAUAGAUUCCUUCAAUCCGACAAGGACACUAUUGCUUGUGCUGUUCACAAUCCAACUUUACUUAGUCACCCUCAAGUGUCGCGUAACAUUAGAAUCUUAAUUGAGAACGGAGUGCUAGACUCAAGCAUUGCAAGAUUGCUUCAGAGGCGGCCUCGGAUAUUGGAUACACCUGACAUGUUGGAGCUGGUGGAGGAAUUAAAGGAUUUGGGUUUUAAUCCUUCAAAACCAGCCUUUGGUGUAGCAUUGGCUGCAAAAAUAUCAGUAACCAAAACUCGGUGGAAAGAGAAAGUCGAUGCCUUUAAAAAAUGGGGCUGGUUGGAUGAAAAUGUUCUCGAUGCAUUUAAAAGGCAGCCUAAAUGUAUGUUAGUAUCCAUUGCUAAAAUUGAUUCAGUGAUGAGUUUUUGGGUCAAUCAGUUGGGUUGGGAUGCUCUCGCCCUUACCAAAGGACCAACAAUUUUUUCGUUAAGUUUGAAAAAAAGGAUCAUUCCGAUGGCACAUGUACUGCAAUUUCUGAUGGAGAAAGGUUUGCGAAAAAAGAAUGCUAGCUUAACUUCUCCAUUUAUGGUGCCUGAGAAAUAUUUCCGUGAUAUGUUUAUAAAACGUUUUGACGAAUCUUCUUAUCUAUUAAAGUUGUAUGAGGAAAAACUCAAUCCUGCAUUCACAGCUGACAAAACUUGCAUGUGACGAUCAGGUCUAAUAAUACCUCAAAAGUUGAAUUUUCUUGCAUUUAUGGGUAUGGAGUUCUUUUUUUUUUUUGUGAUAGUGUGAAAUGAUUGAAUUUUCCAUGUUUGUUUAGCCCAAAAACCUGAAAUAGUUUUAAAUUACAGUUGCAAAUACCAACAGGGUAAAUACUACUCUGUGAUUGUGGUUAUGGUGCAAUUGUGAAGAUAUCUCAAACUUCAACAUUGAAGUUACAAUUAUAGUUGGGAACUACAACUGUUUAAUACUUGGCAAUCAGCUUUAGGCCACUGUCAAGCCAACUCUUAGGACCUGAGUUUACUUAGAUAUCAAGUCAUCAAUCAUAUAAAAUGAUACUCCUAAUUCAAAGUGUACAUUCUUUCUUUUCUGGCUUUAUUCAAAACCCAUUAACUUUCACAAAGAUGUAUUUUGAAACGAAUUAAAAUAUAAUUUUACAUGAUAAAAAAAUCUUAAUUUUCUUGGAACAAGUUCUGAAUUUGAGGUAGAGUGUAUCCAAGGAGGUAGAAUCCUCUUUAUCUACAUAUCACUAAAUUUCUCUCUUAAUUUUGGUUUUAGAUUGGGUGGAGUCAAAGUAUCAUUCAACUGCUACAGUCCACAAAUCCUUGUCAUUUUGUUUAAAAACAUAGCUGGAAAAUAAUACUUUUUUAUUCAUAAAAGUGGCAAUGGUGACUAUUUUAUAACUGUACAGUAGGAAAUUUGAAUACUGUCUUUUGGAGUUAUCAUAGGCAUGCUAACUUCACCAAAUCAUAUUUUAAAUAAAACUCAAAGUACAAAGUAUUUAAUCUAAUAAUAAACAAGAUUUUAUUACUAUAAUGAAGCUACAAUUGUGAUUGUGGAGUCCAGUUACAUAAAACACUAGUUUUAUGCCAUAGUCAGGUCUUUCGCAAGACCUAAUUUUGUGGAGUACAAUUCCUUAAAACACAAUUUUAUGAAGAAUAUUGAUUUAACAUGAAUUUCUAUCUCAUUACUUUUGGAAUUAUCUAAUACAUGGAAAGAUCAGUGAGGUUUUAUUUUCCUUUUUUUUCUUCUAUUUCUUGUUUUGUUGUCUUUUCUAAUGGUGUUAAUAAAAUUAUCAUCUUUGUUUUUCAUUAGUCAUCAUUCUAUAUUUUUGGUUUUUCUUAUUUUAGUCUAUCUUUUUUUUUUAUUACUCGUACAUUUUUAUGUCACAAAAUGAACUCACAGACACUUAGAGAUCCCUUCACCUAAAGAAUAAAAAUGAAUUCAAUAAUUCACCCCAUAUAAGCCCUAGUUUGGCUAAAACAAUAGAAACAAGAAGAGUUUUAUAAUUAUUAUUUUAUCUUUAAUCUGCAAUGAUUCGAACCAACAUUUUUCUUCUAAAUUCUUCUUUCAAUAUACUCUGAUCAAUGCAAAAUAUGGAAUUUUUUAACACAGAAUAAAAAUUAAUAAAGGAGAUGGAAAGAAAAGAGAGAUAAUGUUUUUGGCUCUCCUAUUGAUGGACAAUGUGGAAGGAGAGCAUGAGAGUGAUGUGAAUCCUAAUUCUAAUUGGUAAUAUAGAUCUCAAUUAAAACAAAAGAACAUCUUGUAUUAUCAUAAUAAGUUUUCCAUAUUUAGUUACUGUAAAUUAAAAGUCUUACAAACUUUAAAGAUUAUAAUAUCAAUAAAUGUGAACAAAUAUUUUUUUUAAACGUAAGAAAUUUUGCAUGCAAUGCUAAAUGGGAGAAAAAUAUAAUGAAAAG